Molecule: messenger RNA, 1640 nt
Organism: Brienomyrus brachyistius
Lineage: Eukaryota; Metazoa; Chordata; Actinopteri; Osteoglossiformes; Mormyridae
Product: gamma-aminobutyric acid receptor subunit alpha-2-like
Exons: 11
Coding region: 36-1400 (454 amino acids)
Biological process (GO): monoatomic ion transmembrane transport; signal transduction; chloride transport
Cellular component (GO): postsynapse; dendrite membrane; neuron projection
Molecular function (GO): GABA-A receptor activity; benzodiazepine receptor activity; GABA-gated chloride ion channel activity
Source: RefSeq, a predicted model, not a curated record
UUCACGUGCACGGUGGCAAGUCCCCCAUUUCAGCCAUGAGGGAGCUGGUGAACAAUGCUCAUGGAUUACUCAUCUGGUUUAGUUUGACGGUGCUUUGCCUUUGGCAGAUGGGCUCCAAAGCAGAUGACAGCACAACUGACGCAUUUAAAAACAACAUCACCCUCUUCACGAAAAUCCUCGACAGCCUCCUGGAUGGUUACGAUAAUCGGCUUAGGCCUGGACUGGGAGAUCGUGUGACGGAAGUCAAGACUGACAUUUAUGUUACUAGUUUUGGUCCCGUUUCAGACGCAGAUAUGGAAUACACAAUAGACGUUUUCUUCCGCCAAAGCUGGAAGGAUGAACGGCUGAAGUUUCACGGACCAAUGAAUAUCCUCCGUUUGAACAAUCUCAUGGCCAGCAAGAUCUGGACCCCAGACACGUUUUUCCACAAUGGGAAGAAAUCCGUGGCCCAUAAUAUGACCAUGCCGAACAAACUGCUGCGAAUUAUGGAUAAUGGCACGUUGCUGUACACAAUGAGGCUGACCGUUCAGGCUGAGUGCCCCAUGCACCUAGAGGAUUUCCCCAUGGAUUCUCAUUCCUGCCCCCUGAAGUUCGGCAGCUAUGCUUACACAACAACAGAGGUGACAUACAUCUGGACCCGCAACGCCUCCAAGUCCGUCGAGGUGGCGCCAGACGGUUCCAGACUGAACCAGUAUGACUUGCUGGGGCAGACCGUAGGAAAAGAGACCAUAAAAUCCAGCACGGGAGAAUACACUGUCAUGACAGCUCACUUCCACCUGAAGCGUAAGAUCGGUUACUUCGUGAUCCAGACCUACCUGCCGUGCAUCAUGACUGUGAUCCUGUCCCAGGUCUCCUUCUGGCUCAACAGGGAGUCUGUGCCUGCCAGGACCGUCUUUGGUGUGACCACGGUGCUGACCAUGACCACCCUGAGCAUCAGCGCUCGGAACUCCCUGCCCAAGGUGGCCUACGCCACAGCCAUGGACUGGUUCAUCGCUGUCUGCUAUGCCUUCGUGUUCUCAGCCCUCAUAGAGUUUGCCACUGUCAACUACUUCACCAAGCGGGGCUGGGCUUGGGAUGGAAAGAGCAUCGUGAAUGACAAGAAGAAAGAGAGGGACUCAGUGGUGAAGAAGAACAAUGCCUACGCAGUCGCGGUGGCCAACUACGCCCCUAACUUCUCCAAAGACGUGACCCUGCCCACCAUCUCCAAGGGCAUCCUGGACCCUGGCAAGGUCAGAACAGACAAGCCAGCAGACAACAAAAAGACAUUCAACAGCGUGAGCAAAAUUGACAGGAUGUCCAAAAUAAUGUUCCCUGUUCUGUUUGGAGGCUUCAACCUGGUUUACUGGGCCACCUACCUCAACAGAGAACCUGUGAUAAAGGGGAUGGUCCCCUCAAAAUGAAAUAAAACGUAUCCUGGACAUGCACCAUAGGAGGAGUUUGAUGUUUGCACUUGGGGGGCAAAAAAAAUACAUCUUGCUUACCUCGUGUGUUAACCUGUGUAUCUGAUGCACAAUGUGAACCAAUUUACUUAAUGCAGGAGAAGUUGUCUCUCUUCCUUCCCCCCCCGCCCCAAACUCUGGCAAAAUGCAACCAUCAAACUGUACAUGCUUUGAUGUUUUUACAUAAACAGUGACAUACUC